GCCAUGUGGUUAUGUUGUUGAACUGGCUCUAUAUGAUUUCCAAAUUCCCCUAAAUUCAUGGGAAUGUGGCAAUCACUAAUUAAUACACUAGACAGUUCCUAGAAUAGUACAUGACUGUAGUCUUUGCAAAGCAGAACAGCAGUGAAUCAGAAAAGAGCUAGUGCAGCAUCAAUUUACAAUAUGCUGCCUAGAAAUAUUCUCAGCUGGUUAGUGCUGCUCUUGUCCCUAGCUACUGUUACCAGGAGUGAGCACUAUCACAUUGUGCCAGUGGAUUCAAUUGAUUUGUGUCAUGAUUAUCGAAAUGGAACUUGUUUUACUCUCGAGCAGCUUGUUCAAACAGACAUGUUAUCUGGUGGAGACAAUCUCACCUUGAGCUUUCUACCUGGAGAUCAUGUGUUAACUGAGCAGCUAUUGAUUCAUAACUUCUCACAUGUGCAUAUUACCGGCCGGAACACAAGUACAACUGUAGUCAGAUUUCAUAGCAAUGGUGAGAUACGUUUUGUUAGUACUACUGAAUUAUAUAUUGAACGCUUGGGUUUUGUUGGAGUGAAGGUUGGGCCGCCACAAGACUCAUAUCAAGGUUGGAUCAUUGAUGGUGCCCACGAUGUCUAUAUCAAUGACUGUUACUUUAUAAACUUUGAAUUACUCAAUCCGGCAGAGACCCUACCAGUAGUGAAGAUUACUAAUACUCACGCUGCAACAAUUGAGAGCACUCUCUUUAUGAACAACACUGGUCAGGCACUGCAAGUUGAGGCUGAUGAUGUGUACAUAACAAAUAGCGAGUUCACUAGAAACGAUGGAGGUGCAGUUUACAUUGAAUCAAACAACAAGAUUUCUAGUACUCAAACUGCAAAAAUUGAGAGCACUCUCUUUAUGAACAACACUGGUCGGGCACUGCAAGUUGAAGCUGAUGAUGUGUACAUAACAAAUAGCAAGUUCACUAGAAAUGAUGGAGGUGCAGUUUACAUUGAAUCAAACAACACACUGUUAAAAAACACAGAGUUCAACUGUAAUAAUAACAACGGAGGAGCAGUAAAAGUGGUAUCUGGUACUGUAGUGAUCACUUGGUGUAAUUUCACAAAUAACGAUGGAGGAGCAAUUUUCGUUGACUUUGGCAGUAAUGUGAUCAUCUCAGCCAGUAGGCUGACAAACAAUACAGCUGUCUAUGGUGGAGCGAUUUGUGUUUACUCAGGCAGUGUGUAUAUCUCAAACAGCACACUGAUAAACAACAGUGCUAGUAGUGGUGGAGCAAUUUAUUCCUCAGGCAGUGUGUCCAUCUUAAACAGCAUACUGACAAAUAACAAAGCUGAAAUGGAUGGUGGAGCCAUUACAUUUUCUACAGAUAUUGUGUCAGGGGGAAGCAAUGUGUCCAUCUCCGACAGUGAGCUGACAUACAACAGAGCUACCCGUGAUGGUGGAGCAAUUUAUGUUUGGUUAAGUAGUAAUGUGAUCAUCUCAGACAGUACGCUGACAAACAACAGAGCUAAUAAUACAAUUUACGUAAUGCAAACAGCCUCCUUGACCAUCAACAACACUAACAUUACUAAUAACAAUGUCACGAGAAGUUUAAGCAUUUUGAAGUCUAAUGUGAAAUUCACUGGAUUAAAUAUUGUCAGCAAUAACAAUGGCCCUGUCUAUGCUUUCAGUAGUCGAGUUGAGUUUAAUGGCCCUACAACACUUAGUAACAAUUGUGGUGUGUUUGGUGGAGCUCUUAGCAUUAUCCAGAGUCAAAUGUACAUUAACAUGGAAGGAGUGAUCAUCACCAACAACACAGCUACUUACGGAGGAGGGAUAUUUCUGAGAGAGAGUACACUCUUUGUAAAUGAGUCACUAAAGAUCUAUCACAACACAGCACAGGAUGGUGGAGGAAUUUAUGCCUUUUCAAGUAUAAUUGAAUUUCAAUCUGUGCUGGUUCCAGAUGGCGAGCUACUUCCUCCACAAAGUGAGAUUAAUGGCAACAUUGCUGAUAAUGGUGGAGGUAUUUAUGCAGUAUCUACAACCAUUAAACUUACUCGAUCACACGUGAACAUCAACUCAAACACAGCAAAUGCUAAAGGCGGUGGAGUGUAUCUACAACAAAAUUCGAAAUUGUACGUAUUUAAAGAACACCUUGAGUCUCUGUCCGAUGUUCAAUGGUAUUAUGUCAAGUUAAUGAUUAACAAGAAUUCGGCUCAGCACGGAGGAGGGAUAUUUGUGGCAGAUGACACUGACACCUGCAGAGUAGGGGACACACCUACUCGCACCAUUUUUGCUGACUGCUUUUUUCAAACAAUUAAUUCGUAUGUAUCAGGCAAGAACUUGGAUCGAAACUAUUUCAAUACAUUCAUAAACAAUAUAGCUACCCAGUCAGGAGCAGACAUCUACGGAGGUCUGUUGGACAGGUGUACAGCAAGUCAAAAUGCUGAAUAUGACAAUUCUAUAAAUGCAUUGGACUACAUAAAGAACACCAUAAAGUCCUCCACCGAACUAUCAAUCUCCUCUAGGCCUGUUCAAGUACGUUUUUGCAGUGAUGACUACAUUUCUACAAGAAAGGGACGAACGUUUAAAAUCAGUGUUAUGGCUGUUGACCAAGUUGGAAAUCCAAUGAAUGCCACAAUUCACAGUUCUGUUGUCAGUAAGAGUAGACACGAUCGCUUCAAAGCAGGACAGGCAGAACAUGAAGUGGGCCGUCAGUGCACAGAAUUAGAGUACACCGUAUUCUCACAAGACAACUCCGCUCAGGUGGAACUCUAUGCCGAGGGUCCAUGCAACAAUUUGGGAAUUUCAAGAAAACUCAUCAAUAUUUCUUUUCAACUCUGCACAUGCCCUAGUGGACUUAAGCCAAUUCAGUCCGAUAUUGAGUGCAAGUGUGACUGUGAUCCAGACUUGCAACAAUAUCAGAUAACUGAUUGUUUUGAGGAAAAUGAUACCAUACAGCUGGAAAGAAACAACAAAUGGAUAAAUACCACCAACGAAACAGGGUAUGUUGUUAGUAACUGUGUAUUUGACUAUUGUGUAGAAAAACCAAUCAACAUCAGUCUAAACAGCCCUGAUGAACAGUGUGCCCACAGUCGAAGUGGCGUCUUGUGUGGAGAAUGUGAACCAGGACUCAGUCUUGUGUUGGCUACGUCAAGAUGUAAAGAAUGCUCUGAUCUUUACCUUCUUCUACUAAUACCAUUUGCGCUGGCUGGUAUAUUGCUAGUUGUUUUAAUUGUUUUGCUCAAUAUGACUAUAGCAACUGGAAAGAUUCAUGGCCUCAUUUUCUAUGCCAACAUACUAGCAGCUAAUAGAUCAAUUGUCUUACCAAAUACAAAUAACAAAUUUUUAACCGUUUUUGUAUCAUGGGUGAAUCUUGACUUGGGUAUCGAGACAUGCUUUUACGAUGGAAUGAACUCUCAAGGAAAAGUACUCCUUCAACUUGUCUUCCCAGCUUACUUGUUUCUUCUAAUGUUUCUUAUUAUCAUUUUGAGCAAGUACUUUAACCUAUUUGCAAAUCUCCUCUCCUGGAACAAGAACCCAGUUGCUGCCCUGAGCACACUCGUCCUACUCUCUUAUUCCAAACUUUUACGGUUUAUUAUUGCUGCACUACAAAACAGGGUUUUGGAUUAUCCUGACAGUUCAACCAAGACUGUUUGGUUGUACGAUGGCAAUGUGCAAUACUUAACUACCGAACAACACAUUCCUCAAUUUGUUGCUGCUAUUGUAAUCCUCACAGCUGGUGUAUUGUUCACUCUACUGCUCUUUUUAGGACAAUGGUUUCCUCGCUGUUCAAAGGUUAUGAUAUGGACCAAGAACACAAAGUACAUUGGCUUCAUGGACACAUACCAUGCUCCAUUCACUCCCAAGCAUCGCUACUGGGUGGGACUGCUCCUCUUUGCUCUGAUUAUCCACAAUCUAGUAGUUGCCGUGGCUCCAGACGCUUUUCUUCCCGUGCUAUCAUCUGGGGUUCUAUCAGUUGGACUGAUUUUCUGGAAACUAUUGAAUAAUCGUUUGUACAAAAGUAAGUUCUGUGAUUACCUCGAAAGUCUCUAUCUACUCAAUGUUGCUAUUCUUGCAUUUGGCACUUCUUAUGUCAAAGAUACAAAGAAAGAUCUGUCAGCACUAGCCAACACCUCAAUAGCGUUAUCUUUCAUUUUAUUUGUGAUAACAUUCUGCUACCAUUUUUACCAAUUCGUACUCAAGAGGAGCACUGCAUGGCUGAAGAUAGAGGACAUCCUAAGGAAUUUUGGAGCUGGUGUUGCAGACAGACGCGCUAACAAUAAUCAAAAUUUGUAUCAUCCGAUAGUCAAUGAAAAUGAUGGCGAAGACGAUUAUGAACAAAGAGACCCAGUGGACCCACCUUACACAGAUGGAGCAGUGGAAGAAGCUGACCCUGAUCGCUACAUCACUCCUCCCAUCAUCAGACCAGCCACGAGGCCGGACCAGCUGAGACUACCCUACUUAGAUGAACUGUCCCCCCUCAUCACAGAGGACUACAGACCAGUCCCUCCCCCUACAAGAGUCAAUCGUCGUCCUGUUGUUACGCACACAGAAAUCGGCCCCAUACGCAAUGAAGUGUGAACUGUACGUACGUCUUACUUAGCUUUGUAUGGUAUACCCUAAACUUGUUUAUAAAAUUGCAUGUCGUUUUCCUUGUUUUAUGUUAAACUUUCAUUAGACAUUUUAGUCAUAGGAUUGUGUCCAGGACCUUUCAUUUCUAUUAUGCGUAUUAGUUCUCAGAGACAUUCAA
Halichondria panicea is the source of this 4708-nucleotide messenger RNA. RefSeq lists its product as uncharacterized. Bases 181 to 4539 code for a protein of 1452 amino acids. The record is from RefSeq and is a predicted model, not a curated record. NCBI's taxonomy places the organism in Eukaryota, Metazoa, Porifera, Demospongiae, Suberitida, Halichondriidae. The transcript has 2 exons.